Molecule: messenger RNA, 2126 nt
Organism: Lates calcarifer (barramundi perch)
Lineage: Eukaryota; Metazoa; Chordata; Actinopteri; Centropomidae
Product: UBA_like_SF and PTH2 domain-containing protein
Exons: 7
Coding region: 254-802 (182 amino acids)
Cellular component (GO): mitochondrion; cytosol
Molecular function (GO): peptidyl-tRNA hydrolase activity; protein binding
Source: RefSeq, a predicted model, not a curated record
CCCCCUUUGCGCGACGCAGGCCUCGGGGCUUCAGUGUCAGACGUAACAUCACUAGUAGCACCCUAUUCUAGCAAACUAACGGGUUCAAAUGGCGUAGCUCUCAUAACAGUACGAGACGGGAAUCCCACUGAAUGCAAUUACACAUUCAAUCAGAAACUACCCCUUCACGGGUGAAAAUUACGAUUUAGAGAAACCGCAAGGAAAUCACCGCCGUUGUUUACUCUGUCGGGCUAGCUGAACAGAACAGUCAAGAAUGGAGCCAGAGCAGUCAGGCUCAGAUGCAGACUCUCAGGAUGUCAACCCUGUGUUUCUGCAGCAGCUCAGAGAGCUGGACAUCCCAGAGGAGGCAGCCAAACAGGCACUUCUGCACACUCGGAAUGUGUCUGCUGAGGAGGCGGCCAUGUACUACUUCAACAAGCUGGAGAAUGAGGAGGGAGACGAUGACCUCAUGUUCAAGAUGGUGUUUGUGGUGAACAUGGACCUUGCCAUGGGUGUUGGAAAGGUGGCAGCCCAGGUUGGCCAUGCUGCUGUAGGAUUGUACCAGACCCUACAGGAGAAGAACAGCUGGAGAGAGAUGGCCUGGAAGUGGGACCACAGUGGAGCCAAGAAGGUGGUAGUCCAGGGCACCAAUGUGGCUCAUCUACUGGAACUGCAGGCCCUGGCCAUGAGUCUCAGCCUGCCUGCUUACCUGGUCCAAGAUGCAGGCCUUACCCAGGUUGAGGCUGGGUCCCGCACUGUCCUGGCCAUCAUGGGCGAGGAAGAGAUGGUGAAUAAUGUCACUGGGAGUCUGAAACUGCUCUGAGGGGCUCAACCCCUUAACAGGGAGGCAUGGCUUUAUAGUGCCACAGUGCAACCAGCAGAGGGCAGAAUAUCCCAGCAACAGGGAGAGUCUUGGCAUGCAAGAGUGUAACAACCUUAAAAAAAAAAAAAGACCUAAAGAACAAGGGAAAACAAGUCAUGUCCCAAAACCAGAAAACAAACACUCUCAGCCAUUUUUUUCCCUUUCAUUCUUUGUCUGAGCUGCUUAGUCAGCCAUUGAGAGAAAGAGACUGGUUCUUCACAAAGGAAUGAGAGGAAGGCAGUUGAAAUUUCUUUUUCUGGUGAUCUUUCUUCAGUAACAGGCCACAUACUUAAGUCUUAAUAAAAUCGUAAUCAUUUUUUUAGACACAUCUAGUUUGUGGUCCACUUUCAGACAUAGCAAAGUCAAAUCAAGUAGUAUUGGUAGUUGACCAAUGUUUUAGUUCUGCUUAUUCAAUGGGCCAUGUACUUAAGACUAAUAAUAAUAAUAAUAAUGAUAAUGUAUUUAGAAUUACACCCAAAGCAGAUGUAGUAUUUGCCUAUUAUUCACUACUCCUGAGUGAAGGUUAACGUAUUAACAGAUAAUGUGAACACUCAUUUUUGACAUUUAAAUGAUUUUGUGUCUGUAUGCAACUAUUCUCCCAAAGAUCCCUAUCCUAUAGACUCAGUAACAUUACUUAUUAUUGAUGGCUAUAUUUUCUAUACAUAUGCCUGGUAGAGCCAUAUACUGUAUAAUGUGUGGUGUGCCAUCCUAAAAAGUAUGCACAACUGCUGGACUUUGUUGUAUUUUUUUUCUUUAUGUAAAAGGUAAAAAAAAAACUCUAAUUAUAAUUUUUGUAUUUAUCAGUAGAAUUUGAUGGUGGGCGAGAGAUUCUGUGGAAUAAAAAUGUCAUGUAGUAAAGGUCUAUGUUGGCCCCAACUUUGCACUCUGACUGCCUGGGGUGGAUAGGUUACAAUAAUUCUUUUCAUCAACUUACAGAGAAUGCAAAUUGUGUGUAUGCCCAUUGUUAUGGACUUGGUGAAUAGCCUUGCACACUAAUAAUCUAAUACACAAAGAAUGUGUGAGCUGUUUGUCUUCUCACUAACAAAUAUUUGUGGGCCUGAGCUGUCUCACAGAAUCCUUAGCUUAUAUGUCAAGGAUUUUAUUUUUAUCAGAAAUCUUGGCUGUGUCAUGCAUGCAAUGUGAAAUGUAUAUUUGAAGAGACCACUGGAAUCCCAAAGUUAAGUCAAUUUUAGUAACGUCCACACUUUGAUACCUCUCGAGUCAAUUAGCCAUUUGUGUGAGUGCUUCAGACUAUGGAGACAAUUAAAACAUUAAGUAACAAGCA